This is a messenger RNA of Daphnia carinata, 790 nucleotides long. RefSeq names its product adhesive plaque matrix protein-like. The transcript is spliced from 3 exons. The coding region runs from base 39 to 680 and encodes 213 amino acids. NCBI's taxonomy places the organism in Eukaryota, Metazoa, Arthropoda, Branchiopoda, Diplostraca, Daphniidae. The record is from RefSeq and is a predicted model, not a curated record. Gene Ontology annotation, cellular component: extracellular matrix.
AAAGAGCAUAGUUUCAUUUGAACUCUCUCAGCUCCAACAUGAAGAUUUUCCUUUUCGCCGCUCUUGUUGCCGUUGCUGCCGCUGGUGGAGUAUACCAAAACGACCCCUACGCCAAAGGUGAUGGUUACCAGCCGAUGAACUACGGUCAGGGCUACAAAAAGGACAACAAGCAAGACUACAACAAUGAUUACAAUCAAAACAAGAAAGAUUAUUCUGGCCCCGACUAUUAUGCGUCUCCACAACCCUACGACUUCGCCUAUAAAGUAAAGGAUGACUAUACAUACACCAACUUCGGCCAACAAGAGUCUAGUGACGGCUAUGGAAACGUUAAGGGAUCCUACUUCGUCUAUCUCCCCGAUGGCACAACUCAGACCGUCAACUACAAGGCCGAUUCUUACGGAUACGUUGCUGACGUGCAAUAUACCGGAGAACCCAAGUACGGCGACAACUACGCACCGGCUCCGUACAAGGGUUCUUCUUCUUACUCUUCACCCAACCCCUCAUACAAGGCUCCUUCUUCUUACCCUUAUCCUACCCCCUCAUACAAUGCCCCUUCAUACAAGGCUGAAUACCCACCAAGCUACCCAUCUACUCCGUACAUGACAGAUAAAUACCCAGCUCCAUCUGCUUAUCCAAAGGCCUCUUACCAAAACAAUUACAAAUCAUCUAAGCAGUACUAAUCGGGUACUAAACAAUGCUGUGCCUCUGUUGACGACCAAUUCUUGUACAACAUAUUUUAUUCAUAAUUAUUUGUAUGGAGACAAAGAAAUAAAUAGAAUUAUUCGACAUA